CUGAAAAAAAAAAAAAAACAUGGGGAGAGCCCCUUCCAAAUUCAAGCAAAAAAAUUUAGAAAUGCACAAAAAUCCCCAAAUCUAAUUCCUGAAUGGAAACCCUAACCCUAACUCUCACCCUAAUCCCCCUCUUCAGAUCCCUCGCUUUCUCCCGAUUCCGGAUCCUCCGUUUCUCCCUCUUCUUCACCGGCGGCUAAACCCCCUUAUGCUACCCCUUUAAUUCAAGUUUUAUUGCUUUUCCUUUUAUUUCUGUUUGUUUUUAUAGAUGUAGAUGGGAAAUCUGUUAAUUGUACGGAAAAUAAAGAAAUAGGGAUAGAGGUAGAGAGAGAAAGGGUGUUUAGAGAGAAAGAGAUGGAGAGUGGGGCAGGAUCAGAUGGAGGAGUCGGGUCAAUCGUGUGGGUACGCAGGAGGAACGGUUCGUGGUGGCCGGGGAAGAUACUGGGGCCGGAAGAGUUACCGGUGUCUCACCUUACGUCUCCAAGGUCUGGAACUCCAGUCAAACUUCUUGGCAGAGAGGAUGCCAGCGUCGAUUGGUACAACUUAGAAAAGUCUAAGCGUGUGAAAGCAUUUCGAUGUGGGGAGUUUGAUGAUUGCAUUGAAAGGGCAGAAUCCUCACAAGGUAUGCCACCCAAGAAAAGAGAGAAAUAUGCUCGACGGGAAGAUGCUAUCCUUCACGCACUUGAACUUGAGAAGGAAUUGUUGAGGAAACAAGGAAAGUUGGAUAGACCUUCUGAUGCAAGAAGUAAAUCAUCUGGUUCUGCUAAAAAGGAUUCUGGUGGCUCAGAUAUUAGUAACGGAAAGCCUGGGAACUCAAAAUCAAAUCAAUCCAGGAGUCAAGAUACUUCCAUCAAGGGUGAAACAGUGAGCAGCCCUGUACACUUGCAAAAAGACCAAGUCAGAAAUCAGCAAAGUUGGGAAAAUGAUCAUGCUGAAAUCAUACCCCGGAUGAGAGGAUUGCAGGACUUGGGGCCCAAGACUGCAUUUGCAAAACAAAAGCUUACAUCUUUUGGUGCUUUGGAAGUUGAUGAUACUCUAUCUCCUCCAAGAAGGGUUUCCAGCAUGGGAAGAACCACUCACAUUAAUGGAGGAGAGCCGAUGGGAGGUGUUUUCCGAGCUAAGAGGAGCAGAUGCAUUUACUUGCCACCUGGGUCAUUUGAUGCUUUGGAUUAUAAAGAAAUUCCUCCAAACCAGAUAGAGGUGUCACCUUCCCGUUUUCUGGAAUGUGAUUCAGGAUCUUUUCCUUUUCCUAGUCACUUGAUUGAAGAUAAUACUGGUGAGUUCUUGGAAGAUGUUGAAUCUGGUUCUUCUGAAUCAACUUCCUCAGAAUCUGAGUCAGAUUCUGAUUCAUCUGAGACUGAACCAGAUAUAGAUGAGGAUAUCACUUCACACUCAGGUGCUACUGUACGCAUGGAUGCUCGAUUAGGUGCCUUUCAAAGACCUGACACACUAGGAGGUGGAAGUAUAGGCCAUGCGGAGUCUGAUGAGUCAUCUCUUUCUGGUGAGAUGUCUCACUUUUAUUCUCAUGAUCAUCAUUCUGUGAAUGAAGCAGUGUCCAAAUGGCAGCUAAAAGGGAAAAGGAACAUACGGAAUCUGGGAAAAAGAUCCAUGGAUGCAGCUGAGAUAAGAGGUUAUGAUGGAUCUGCUCAUGGGAUGUAUCAUGAAGAAAGGGGAAUCUUCAGAAGAAGGAAAUUAGGUCAGAGUUCUCAUAGAAAUCAUGAUGACUUUGAUGAUGAUUUUGGUGUGGCUGGUUUGAGUGCAAAAGAUUUUGGGGCCCACAUGGUUGGUUUUGAUGAUAGAGGAUAUUUGCAUACACCAAGGGGUUCCUCCAGAAGUAGAAAUAGUUUUAAUCGUAACACCCUUGAUUGGGAAGGCAUGCCUUGGGAGAACCAUGCUGCUGUGAAAAGAGAGUGGGAGGACAAAGUGUGGCACUUUGAUCCAAUAUUUGCUGCCCAUCGUAAUUUGGGUGGGAAGAGAAGAUCUAUGUUGAUUGACGUGGAUUUGAAGGUCCAAGCAAGCUAUCAGAAAGAACCUGUCCCUUUUGUUUCAUUGAUGAGCAAAUUGGAUAGCAAGGCAAUAAUAGGGUAUCCCAUUCCAAUUGAAGCCCUAGAAGACAGUUCAACUGAUACUCUUCUGCCCACUAAUGGUUAUUUCAGUAAUGGACUAAUUAGCCAUGAUGGAAGUACUUCACUUUCCCCAGCAUGGAGGACUGCCAAGAGGACAAAUUUUAGGGUCCCACGUCCUCACCCACCAUUUGCUUUGGGUAGUUAUGAAGCUGCUGAAUAUCAUUCCUUGGAACAUGAAGGAAAACCACCUUUUAAGAAAUACAUUGUAGGAAGUUCCGAUUAUAAGGCAGGCCUGGUUAAAAAGAGCAUCUCUCAUGUUCUGCACUCUCCUAUCGACAGGAAGUUCCAAAGAAAGUUACCAAAGAAAGUAAGCUUAUCUUCUAGCCAGAAAACAAGAACUCUGUCAUCAAUUGGUAUAGAACGUAAUCUCAGUUCUAAGCCCAUACAUGAUAGUGGUAACUGUCAAAUGGAUGGAUUAAUCAAACAUGAGUCAUCUGGGCCCACAACAGUGGCUUGCAUACCUGUCAAACUAGUAUUCAGUAGGUUACUUGAAAAGAUCAAUAGGCCACCAUCAAAAGCAGCUAGUAAAAUGAUUCUCUCCACUAGUGAUGCAGUAAGAGAUCCAUCAUAGAUUACAAUGUACAUUGAUACAACGAAACAUUAAAUAUUGUAAGCAAAAUAAGCAUUUGCUAAUUUCCUCUUUUUGACAAAAAUGCAUUCCCACCUACACCACAUUUUCAGCAUUGUCAAGGUGAGGUGCCUUCUUUCCAAUAAUUUGAUUAACCAGGUUAUGUAUGAUGAAUAUACAAGAUGAAUAUAUCUGAUGAAUAUAUUGGCAUAGAAACGAAGUUCUAUAUGAUGACU
Molecule: messenger RNA, 2927 nt
Organism: Durio zibethinus
Lineage: Eukaryota; Viridiplantae; Streptophyta; Magnoliopsida; Malvales; Malvaceae
Source: RefSeq, a predicted model, not a curated record